Molecule: messenger RNA, 1662 nt
Organism: Plasmodium gonderi
Lineage: Eukaryota; Apicomplexa; Aconoidasida; Haemosporida; Plasmodiidae
Product: variable surface protein
Exons: 4
Coding region: 1-1662 (553 amino acids)
Source: RefSeq, a predicted model, not a curated record
AUGACUACAACGCAAUCUAAUAAUCGAUGGGUUUGCUUUAAUUAUUUUAUAAAUCUGUUGUUAAAAAAUUAUUUUGAUGAUGAAGUAUUGAAUGGCUUAACCUCAGACAGGAUAUACGUUGAUUUCAAUAGCGACGAAAAUAUAAGUAAUUAUGGUAAAUUUAUAGAUAAUGCAAGAAUAACUAACAAAUGUCCUGAAUUUGAUACAAUUUGUAAAAAAUUUGCAAGGAAUUUAGAUAAUAUAUUAUUUAAGAAGCAUGAAGAGAAAACCAUGAAUUAUUGCAUAUUACUUAAAUAUUGGAUGUAUAAUGAAAUAAAAAAAAAGUGUAAAAAUGAUUAUAAGGAUAUUGAAUUGAUUCCAUUUGUUGAAAAACUAAAAAAUAUGCAAUACAAUGUUAAAAAUGGAGAAGAAAUCAAAUUUGAAUGUUACGAUAAUUAUGAUGAUUAUAUGGGAAAUUGGGAGGAAGAAAAAGAUUUAUACGAAUAUUUUAUAAAUUUUGAUGGAAUUAGUAAAAAUAUUAAAACUAGAGGAAAUGAAAAUAAGUAUAAUGAUUUUUUGAAUCAUAUUAAAGUUUUAUAUAAAAGGAAAAAAGAUGAAGAAUGUUGUUGUCAUGUUAAUUAUCAUCAUCUUUGUGAUCAUUAUUUUAAUUGUGAUUCGAAGUAUGAUCCUGGAGAGCUCUUAUCAAUAUUAAAAAACGGAGCUGCAAAACCCCAUGAAGAAUUACUAUCUAAAAAUGGAAGUGAUGCCCAUUUAAAAACAAAUGGUAAAUGCAGGCCUGUCAGUGGAAAAUCAGAAGCCGAAAAUAAGGAUGUUCUCCGUAAGGUUCCAAUUGGAUACAAUAAAAGUAGAAGGAAGUAUAUAACUAGAAUUAUGAAUCCUAAAUGUAUUGUGAAUUAUGUAGCUAAGGAUAGUGGUUAUGCAUUGGUAUCCUGUUAUAGCUUUAAUAAGGGACACCCAAAUGUUGAACAUAUAUUUAGGCCCGUAGAAGAAGAGGACAAAAUUUUAUCUAGUGAAUCCGAAGAAAAAGGAAAAUUUAUUACCAAAAAAUUAAAAACUUUUGUAGGCAUACCUCCAUAUUUACAAGGUUACCGUGAGCUAGGUAAAUUCAUAAAUGAUAAAUCUCAAGAGUCAAAUAGAAGAUACGAAUUUGGUCGUAAAGUGGCAUAUGAAUUUUCAGGAAUAGGUAAAAAACAAAAUUGGGCAGAAAUUGACGAUACCAUAACUUGUCCUUACACUAUAAUAAAAGAUGAAAAAAGGGAAUGUGUAGCAGAAGAUAAACUAAAAGAAAUUAAAAUAUUUGAAGAUGAUGAAGGAAAAAAUUCAAGUACAGCUGUUAGUAUUACAAACAUACCGCAUAAGGCAACAUCCGAAGAUUCAGAGCAGGCAUAUGAUAUAUAUAAAACCGGUGUUUUUCGUGUUGCUACGUUAUCCGUGUUAUUAAUAGGAAUAAUUUUCGUUUUCUUUGUUUAUUAUAAGUUUACCCCAUUUGGAAAGUGGAUUUCUAACAAAAUGUCAAAAAAGAAAAAUAUUAAGGAAGAAAUGAAUAUGGAUUUUAAGAAAAGUGCCCCAAAGCGAUAUAAGCAAAAAUCAUCAAACAAUCCUAUAAGACCAAUUAAUAAAGUUCCCCCUAAGAAAAAAGUGCAUAUAGCCUAUCAAGUUUGA